Thunnus maccoyii (southern bluefin tuna) is the source of this 2921-nucleotide messenger RNA. It is a transcript of the gene prrt1, whose product is annotated as proline-rich transmembrane protein 1. The transcript has 4 exons. Bases 475 to 1200 code for a protein of 241 amino acids. The record is from RefSeq and is a predicted model, not a curated record. Lineage: Eukaryota; Metazoa; Chordata; Actinopteri; Scombriformes; Scombridae. Gene Ontology annotation, cellular component: membrane.
GGGAAAACUGAGGUGGUGAAAUGUCACGCAAUGAGAGAAAUCCAUCUCAUUCAAAAGGUGCCUCUUUGUUGAGCAGUAAUGGGAUGUUCCAGCCCAGUGCCUGUGCGUUUUCCCAGUCCCGGGCUGUCGCUUUAAGACAACGAUAGCUUUGUGUCUGAUUAAUUCAAUGUACGGCAACGCGUUAGUGGAGAAACCUUAUUAGACAAGCUGCCACACACACAGAGAGAGAGAGAGAGAGACAGACAGACAGACAGAGGAGAGAGGAGAGGACCACUGAAAGCUUUAGAAAACACACCUGAAGUUAUUAUUAGUAAACCGUGGGUGUUAUUAAGAUGAAGACAUCUUGAGGAUGGCUCGUUUGGAAUAAAAGUCUGCAUCGCCGCGCACGACAGGAGGGGAUUUUUUUUUUUCUCCCACCACUAGCUGGAGUAAAAAUACAUCCGAUCACAGGAGGAGGACAGAAGAUCGGAAGGCAUGUCGUCGGAAAAACACGGUCUCGAUGACUCUGGCCGUCAGACCAUGCAGCCUCCUCCGUAUCUCCCCGGCCCACAAGACCCCAACGUACCCCAACACCCCAACAUGGCUCCCGCGCCGGGCACCCAGCCCAACUAUCCUCCGCCACCUCCACCUCCAGGCUCAGAAGGCUACCUCCAAGAGACGCAGUUCCACUGCAGCCCACUGGGACCCCCGGGGGCCCAGCAGGGCUACACAGUCCAGACCCAGGGACCCGGAGGCACCAUGCCUCAUCCUCCCGUAGGAUACCUCCACCCGGGCUACCCGCUUCAGCUGCAGCCCUGCACAGCUUACGUACCCGUCUAUCCCAUGCCAUCGGGUCAGCCCUACAUGCCGGCCGGGGGAGGCCACCCAGGCAUCCCACCGGGGCAGAUUCAUCCCAUGCAAAUGCCGCCCAGCAUCACCCUAAUGGACCGCCGACCGCCACACGACUACCUGCCCAUCGCCGUGCUCACCACCGUCUGCUGCUUCUGGCCUACAGGCAUCAUUGCGAUCAUCAAGGCAGUGCAGGUGCGUACGGCGAUAGCCAGAGGGGACAUGGUGACAGCGGAAAUAGCCUCCCGUGAGGCACGCAACUUCUCCUUCAUCAGCCUGGCUGUUGGCAUCGCCUCCAUCGUGCUGUGCACCAUCCUCACCGUGGUAGUCAUCAUCGCCUCGCAGCACCACGACGACGACUGGGAGCCAUAACUACACGCGGCGUCAGACAGAUGGGAAAUCACGGCAUAUAUUAGCUAGCUAACUACUCUUGAUCGGGCGGAGGAAAUAGGAGCACUGAUAAUGUACUCAAACUGCUACUGCUUGCUGAACACACCGGGUCUGCACGCUGGCCCUCUGUGUACAUUUACACACACAGCUGUGAAAUAACCUGCUGCCAUCAAACACACACCGACGACCAAAAACAACCAAUCACAGCUGAUGUCCAAAUGCCAAAUGCAAGCAGCUAUCAAAUGAGGCCCAGUAUUGCUGUUAACACAGCGACCAUCUUAAUAUUUACACUCAGAUAUGAGCUGCAGGAGGGGUACAAAGCUCCUUGCAUUAACAAUUCAUUUGACACUGAUUAAUUCAUAGUGAUGUAGUUAAAUGAGAGGAUAGGUCACUUUGUGUUUCAGUUUCAAAUAUUCCAAAUGACCAAACAGACCCACGCAGUAGUUGUAAUUAGAGGCAACAUAAUCAAAGAGUUUUUUUAGGAUAGUGAAAUGCACAUUUUAAUUAUAAAAGUAUACGUGUGUUUUCCUCUUUUGAAACUGUGCCAUGUUGAAACAGUGUGCUACUAUUGAUUUACAGAAUAGUAUUAUUGCUGGUGCACUUGCAUAAGAGACUGUCAAACUGAUUUAAAGUGUUAGAGGGGGGUGAUCAAUACACAUUUAACACACCAAAUGGAGACUGACAAAGUGACUGUCUAACAUAACCAAACACGAGAGUAUUUAUUUGAGAUUGGUUGUGUCUAUCAUAACUUAUGUAUGACAUGUUUAUUUAUUUAAAAAAUCUGUUAUUUAUUAAUUUAUUCUAUAUCUACCCAUGUACUGACUUUGUCUGCUAUGAUUUACAGUAUAUCACUAGUUAACACUUUGAAAUUGGCUUAAAUUUGAUAUCUUAUGAUGAUGAUAUUGCACUUUGUAGUAACCGGAUGAGAUGACGCAGCUGCUUACAUUCAUAGUUCUUAUAGUGCAUGAUAAAAAUGAAUUCGUUUUGAGGCUAAUGGGCUUUUAGUGCAAAAAUAGCUUAUCUCCCAGCUGUUGGUGGGAGAAUUUCCUAAAAUUUCUAGAAGUGUGUGCUACAGUAUUUUUCAAAAAUGUUAAACAAGCUCAUGUCAAAACAAGAAAAUGAGACACUUUAGAUGAUAAGUAUUUGAACUUUGGGUUUAAAUAGGUUUGCAAAUGUUGUUUUCGCAAGUACUUUAGAAGUGUAUUGGGCUAUUUUGUGUUGCACAUCUCUUAGCUAUUUAAUCUCAGACACUGUAUAUGAAACUUUAGCGCAAUGUUAGACUUAUGAGGCAACAUAACCCCUGCAUGUCAUCCUCAGUUUGUUUCCAUUUGUCUUAAAUAUUGAGGCUAGAUGUGCAACUGUGAGCUCCUACAGUAUAUUUCACUGUUGUUCUACUGUACAACGAGUCAGGGUUUCCUUCAAUAUGAGUAGGGUUUCCAUAAUGUAGCGUUGAGCGGGAGCACUGUUGUUUUGUAAGUGGCUGUAACAUUAACAGUAUGAACUGCAGUUGUGGAAAAACUGAAAAUGAAUGUUUCAAAUAGAAGAGAGAGAGAAAAAAAAAAUCAAUGCCUAUACUGUAUUGUAGCACUUUCCUCUCUGUGAAAUCUUUCUCCCCUGAUCCUCUUUCUCUCUCUUUCUGUCUUUCUCCUGUCCACAUGAAUAAUUGGACCUAUCAACAUAUCUCUUCUGCCCCCCCCCCCCCC